CUGGAGAGUUGGGAACAUGGAAAGCGAAAGGCAACUUUUCUGGAGAGUCGCGGGGAACCCAGUCACACACCUUCAGGCUGGACUGCUUCGCUUACGCCACUGACCGGCGCUUAUGCAGAUGCUCAUUGCCUCACACGAUGUUGACUUUUCAGCCCUUCAGCUUGUUGGGCCUGCUUCACCAUGUAUCGAGGGAAGUAUGUCUCAGCUGCACAUCCUUGAGCGCUCCUUCCCUGCCCCAGCGAUCAUCACUCUACAUCUCGCAUCUUGUUACAGCCGAACAUUUACUCGAGUACGAGAAGGAAGCUUCUGUUCCUGAGAUGGCCGUUCGGGAUGUUGCUUGUCAUUUCACCAUACUUCAGGCUUAUGCAGGAACCCAUGUUGCCCUUGCAGAAACUCACUCCAAGACAUUGAGAGCGAAGAAGGUGGCGCUCAACGUCGAAGUUUAACCACCCAAGAAUAACCAAAAUUGACUGGAAAGACACAAUGUAAGCGGAGAUGGCACCUGGGGCUGGC
Aureobasidium pullulans EXF-150 is the source of this 513-nucleotide messenger RNA. RefSeq lists its product as uncharacterized. Bases 138 to 446 code for a protein of 102 amino acids. The record is from RefSeq and is a predicted model, not a curated record. NCBI's taxonomy places the organism in Eukaryota, Fungi, Ascomycota, Dothideomycetes, Dothideales, Saccotheciaceae. The transcript has a single exon.